AUGGGUUCUUUUAUCAAAUCGUCCAAAUCGACCGAGAAAACAAGGCAAAACAAAAGCUCAAGAACCAACACGCCGACCAUAGCCGAGAAAUCAACUGACGAUCCAAAUGUCGAUCUGCCGACGGGCCUCAAGCUUCAUGUGAUCACGUUGGGCCUAGGUAUAACGUUCUUCUUAGUUAGCCUGGACAAUGUAAUUUUAUCGACUGCAAUCCCGCGAAUUACGGAUGAGUUCAGCUCCAUCGCCGAUGUUGGAUGGUACGGCAGUGCUUACCUUCUCACAACCUGCACGUUCCAACUUACCUUGGGAAAGCUUUACUCGCUUUUCUCGAUAAAACUCAUCUAUCUGAUUUGCAUCAUCAUCUUCGAGGCCGGGUCAGUAAUCUGUGGCGCAGCACCUCGAUCCACUGUGCUCAUCCUUGGUCGGGCUAUCGCCGGGAUUGGUUGCGCCGGGAUCCUAACUGGGACCUUCAUCAUAAUCGCAAUCGUCGUUCCUCUUCCCAAGAGGCCUGCGUACAACGGUCUCUUCGGCAGUGUAUAUGCAAUCGCCUCCGUAGUCGGGCCAUUGCUUGGAGGCGCCUUCACCGAUAAAGUGACCUGGCGUUGGUGUUUUUAUAUCAAUCUCCCAUUCGGCGCCAUUGCGUUGGCCAUACUCUUCUUUCUUUUCAAUGAGCCGCCUCGACCGAAAGACAAAGAACACAAGACAGUGGUUGAAAAGAUUAUGCAAGUCGAUCCAAUGGGCACUCUUGUCCUGAUGCCGGCCGUCAUUUGCCUCCUGUUGGUGCUACAGUGGGGCGGCACCACAUAUCCAUGGCGCGAUCCGAGAGUUAUUGUUCUUUUUGUUGUCUUCGCCAUCCUCUCUAUUGCCUUCGUCCUCAUUCAGAUAAAGAAAGGAAAGAACGCAACACUCCCGAUCAAGAUCAUAACACAAAGAAGCGUUGCAGCGGCAUGCUGGUUCUCAGUAUGUACGGCUGGAUCUGACUUCACGAUGAGGCAAUAUAUACCCAUCUGGUUCCAAGCCAUCCAAGGAGUCUCUGCUGUUAAGUCAGGGCUAAUGAAUCUCGCCCUGAUUCUAGCCACAGCCCUAAGUUCAAUUCUAGGUGGCAUAGGCACUGGUCAGGUCGGGUAUUACAAUCCUUUUAUGAUUGCAUCGACCGUCCUAAUGGCAGUCGGCUCAGGCCUUUUAACUACUUGGAAGCCAGGCAUUUCUGAAGGGGUUUGGAUUGGCUUCCAGGUUCUGUAUGGGCUGGGUUCUGGCAUGGAUAUGCAAAUUCCACUCAUUGUUGUUCAAGCGGUUUUACCUCCAGAAGACAUUCCGCUUGGAACCGCACUUGUAAUGUUCAUGCAGUCAUUUGGGGGAGCUAUUUUUAUUUCCGUGGCCCAAAACAUAUUCACCAACGAGCUCCGCACUGGACUCGCCAAAUACCUGCCGAAUAUCAACGCUACCGCCAUCAUUCAUGGCGGUGCAACCAGCAUCAGAGAGCCGGGUGUGCUACCGCCUGAUGCUGUUGGCCCAACUCUGCAAGUUUAUAGCAAAUCUAUCACUAACUCGUGGUAUCUAGCCGUUGGUUUGUCUUGCGCAAGCGUAUUUGGGAGCGCUUUUGUGCAAUGGAAAACAGUAAAACAAUCGCAAUCGCCUACGGCUGUUGUUGAGGAUGCAAACCUUGAUCAACGACAUGCAAAAGAUGGUGGAACUGAAAUAGAACUACGAGAAAAUCUAAGCAAGUCUGUGUAG
Molecule: messenger RNA, 1731 nt
Organism: Colletotrichum navitas
Lineage: Eukaryota; Fungi; Ascomycota; Sordariomycetes; Glomerellales; Glomerellaceae
Product: major facilitator superfamily transporter
Exons: 3
Coding region: 1-1731 (576 amino acids)
Biological process (GO): transmembrane transport
Cellular component (GO): plasma membrane
Molecular function (GO): transmembrane transporter activity
Source: RefSeq, a predicted model, not a curated record